Molecule: messenger RNA, 1151 nt
Organism: Ziziphus jujuba (common jujube)
Lineage: Eukaryota; Viridiplantae; Streptophyta; Magnoliopsida; Rosales; Rhamnaceae
Product: 2-oxoglutarate-dependent dioxygenase 21, chloroplastic
Exons: 3
Coding region: 73-999 (308 amino acids)
Source: RefSeq, a predicted model, not a curated record
UAUAUAAAUAGCAUAAUUAUCUUUUUCCAUAGUCUCAAAACUGAAUCUCCAGUGGGAGAGAAGAACUUAGCAAUGAAAACUUUACAUCCUUCAGAGGUGCCCACCAUCGACUUCAAUGACUUGAGCAGCCACAACUCUGAAACUAGUUCUUUAAUUGUUGCAAAGACGAUCCACCAAGCCUGCCAGGAAAUGGGCUUUUUCCAGAUUAUAAAUCAUGGCAUAAGCAAAAGAGCCAUUGAAGAUGCUUUUGACACCUUGGGCAAGUUCUUUGCUUUGCCAAGUGAGGAAAACAAACAAUUUUUAUCUGAUGAUGUCCACAAACCAGUAAGAUUUGUCAAUGAUAGCCAAAAUUCAAGGGACUUUCUUAAGCUUUAUGCACAUCCUAUAGAAGAUUGGAUUGAUUCAUGGCCUAAUAACCCUGCAGAUUUCAGGGACAAAGUGGGAAAUUAUGCCAAGGAAGUAAGAAAAUUAGGCAUUGACAUAAUAAGAGCCAUCAUGGAGAGCUUAGGUCUAGCUCCAAACUACUUGAGGGACAAGCUUGAGAAAGGAAUGCAAAUGAUAGUAGUGAACAGCUAUGAACAAUGCUCUCCCUCAACCAACAUAAUUGGAGCUUCACCCCAUACCGACCAUAGCAUAAUCACCAUCCUUCUUGAAAAUACUUUUGGCCUUGAGGUCUUGGACUUGAAAGAUAAUGAAUGGAAGAUUGUACCUGCUGCAAUGGAAGAUGCCCUCAUCGUCCUUGUAGGAGAUCAUCUUGAGCUGCUUAGCAAUGGCUUGUACAAAAGUGUCUUCCACCGGGUGGUUCGGAGCUCUCGAAAUAGUAGAAUUUCGAUAGGAAGCUUUCAAAGCCUAGCCAUGAGAAAUAUGGUGGAGCCUGCUGUGGAGCUGGUUGACAAAGAUUAUAACCCUAAGAGAUACGGGGCAAGUAGCUUAGAGGAGUAUAUUAAAUAUCUAGCCUCUCACGAAGCAAAACCUUAUGUUGAGAGUUUGAAGAUUUGAAUAUAUUAUGUACCGAGGUUUGUUUUUCUCAUUAUUUGUUCCAGGUGCUAAUCAAACUUUUAGUACAUGAAAACAAACCAAAGUCAACAACGGAUGUUAUUGUAAACACUUCCUUCAUAUACCACAACACAAUGCUAUCAAUUUUUAAUUUU